AUGAACUGGCUGAAAUCUACUCUCGCCAGUGUCGCAGGCACUCAGGAACCCAUCUAUGGCCCCGACGCCAUCCGAUCCGUCGCCCAGCAGGCCCAAUCCCAGGAGGUCCCCUACACGGAACUCUCCAAGGAUGACCUCCGGUGGCGCGCCCACCAGUAUACCAAUGUGGAGACCAAGACCUUCUAUGUCAUGGCCGACAACGGCACCCUGGUCAUGAUCCAGAUCAUCUACAGCAACAUUGUAGGAAUCCAUACCACCGCCCAUGUCAACGCCAAGAUCUUCAACCUGGCCGGAGAUGCCCCCCACAACUGGCACUCCGAUCCCCUGUCCAACUUCAUGUUCGACGAGAGCAUGCUCUCGUUUGGCGCGGACAACCUGUCCCUGACCCUGAACGAGGAGGGAACGAAAUACACCUUCAAGUCCGCCGUCAACGACGACAGCCUGAUCAACCUCACCUUUACCCGCACCACCCCCGGUUUCGUCAUCGGCAAGGACGGCACCUCCUACUUCGGUACCGACCCCGCGAACCCCUGGGGCUCCAUGAGCCAUGCCUUCUGGCCCCGUUGCGCCGUCGAAGGCACCAUCUCCACCAAGGAGAAGACCUACGACCUCACCGGCAAGGGCAUGUUCAUCCACGCUCUCCAGGGCAUGAAGCCCCACCACGCCGCCGCCCGGUGGAACUUUGUCAACUUCCAGGGCCCCACGCACACGGCCGUCAUGAUGGAAUACACCACCCCUCCCUCGUACGGAUCCACCGUGGUGAACGUCGGCGGCAUCGUCAAAGACGGCGAGAUCGUCUACGCCGGCACGACGAACCUGGCCAGCCACACCGCAUCCGAGAAGGACCAGGAGAGCGAGUGGCCGGCGCCGACCUCGGCCAAGUGGUCGUGGGAAGGGCGAUCCAAGGAGCCCAAGGACGUCAGCGCCGAGAUUCAAGGUCCUCUCGGCAACCGCCUGGACCGCGUAGACGUCAUGGCCGAAGUGCCCGGAUUUAUCAAGAGCAUCGCCGGCAGCGUUGCCGGCACGCGACCUUAUAUCUUCCAGUACUCCCCGCAAGACAAACUCAGCCUCAAGCUGAAGAUCGGUGAUGAAGAAAUCACCGAAGAGGGCACCGUCUUCACCGAAGCGACCUUCAUCUCGUGA
Aspergillus campestris IBT 28561 is the source of this 1143-nucleotide messenger RNA. Its product is annotated as survival factor 1 family protein. The record is from RefSeq and is a predicted model, not a curated record. The coding region runs from base 1 to 1143 and encodes 380 amino acids. The transcript has 5 exons. Gene Ontology annotation, biological process: response to oxidative stress. Gene Ontology annotation, cellular component: cytoplasm. NCBI's taxonomy places the organism in Eukaryota, Fungi, Ascomycota, Eurotiomycetes, Eurotiales, Aspergillaceae.